Helicoverpa armigera (cotton bollworm) is the source of this 1179-nucleotide messenger RNA. RefSeq names its product mitochondrial ribosomal protein L45 (gene mRpL45). Gene Ontology annotation, cellular component: mitochondrion. Bases 172 to 1143 code for a protein of 323 amino acids. The record is from RefSeq and is a predicted model, not a curated record. Lineage: Eukaryota; Metazoa; Arthropoda; Insecta; Lepidoptera; Noctuidae. The transcript is spliced from 4 exons.
CCACCAGCUGUCAAUGCUGUGACAGCAUAUCCUUUUUAGGUUAUAAAAAUAAUAAAAUAAACCUAUUUAGUGUCUAGCUUUUUACUUAAAUAAGUUUUUAGAUGAAAGUAUAAUAGAUCCUUUAAAUAAGGAAGUAGUGAAACUGCCAAGAAAUAAAACAGAAGCCGUACGAUGGCGAAUUCUCUAAUAACCAAGAUGGGUGCCUUGCGCAUGGGGCCUGCGAUAUUCACACAACCGUGCCGCACCACCACAAGCAAACAUUUCAACCCUAAAUUCAAGAAAAUGAGAGCUGAGAAGUACCUCAAGGUAGACUUGCCCGACCCUAACGAAGAUAUCGGCAGUUUGAGUCCACAAAAAAUAAGGCAAAAGAUGAAGGAAAGAGGUUUAUUGCCACCAAGGCCUUGGAUGGAGCGACCGUUCUAUAUUUCAGCUACAGGAGGAGUAUUCGAGCCGUAUGUCCCUCCAGAAGGAGAUGGCAAAGCUUCCAUCGUCUCCACAACUCGUGCAAAACAAGCCGUAGAACUGCUUGAGAAGAAAUCCAAAUCCAUGAUGGCAAUACGUAAGAUAAAGUCUUUUGAGGAAGAAUUUGACCAAAAGGAGUUUGCGUUAAGAGCUCAAGACACGUACAUAAAGGCACAUGAAAGUCUGGCCAAUAAUGAUAAGAGAGCCCUAAGGAUACAUGUCACGGAGAAAGCAUACCCUGAAUUUAGACACAACAGUUAUAAUAAGACUAUUCGGUGGAAGUUUCUGGAGUCGUUGGAGCCCCCAAGAGUGGUGCAUGCUCGGUGCACCGAUAUUAUUAGCAAGGAGAAUAUAUUCGGACAGGUCACAGUCCGCUUCCACACUCGCCAACAGCUAGCCGUGUACGAUCGCUUUGGCCGUCUUCUCCACGGCAGCGAAAUUCUCGCAAAAGACGUAUUAGAAUACAUAGUCUUCGAGAAACACUUGUCCAAUCUUUACGGUACCUGGCGCAUACAUGAGAAGAUCAUACCAGACUGGGCACCGCCUAAAGACCCUUCGAAACUGACCAAGGUCUUGCCUGAACCGGAGCCUGAGAUUGUGAAGGUGGAAAGUCAGGAGACGGAGACGGCGAAGUUGGAGGCACCUGCAGCGUCCCCGGCGCCGGCUAUUGCCGCUAAUUGAGUUGUAGAUUUGUAAAUAUAGUGUAGUGAUUAUUAA